AUGGAUAUCCGUGACAAGGUAUCUAGGAAGUGGAAUGUCUGUAUAUCUAGAAAUAUGGCUUUCAGAGCAAAAGCAAUUGCAAGAGAUGCUGUUGAUGGUUCAUUCUCGGAGCAAUAUAGAAGAAUAUAUGAUUAUGCACAUGAGCUUUUGAGAGGAAAUCCAGGUUCUACAGUGAAGGUUAAAGUGGAAAACAUUGAUGGUGAAGUCAUAUUUAGUAGGUUUUAUGCAUGCCUAAAGGCAUGCAAAGAUAGUUUUGCCGCAUGUAGGCCCAUUAUUGGAGUGGAUGACUGCUUUUUGAAGGGCAAGUAUGGUGGAGAGUUAUUGACAGCAGUUGGAAGAGAUGGCAAUGACCAAAUUUUGCCAAUAGCAUAUGCGGUUGUAGAAGUGGAGAACAAGGACUCAUGGAGAUGGUUCAUGGAGCUUCUAAUAAAUGAUUUGGGUGGGGAUACAGUCGGUGCAUCAUGCACCUUUAUAUCAGAUCAGCAGAAGGGUCUGUUUCAAGCUAUCCAAGAACUGCUUCCUGGAGUGGAUCAGGGAUAUUGUGUCCGACAUCUCUAUGCCAAUUUUCGAAAGCAAUUUCCAGGAAAAAACCUCAAGCGUCUCAUGUGGCUGGCUGCAUAUUCCACAUAUCCACAAGGUUGGGAGAAAGAAAUGCUGAAAAUUAAGGAGUUGAAUGAGGACGCAUUCAAAUACUUAAUAGCGAUUCCCCUAAGGUUCUGGUCAAGAUCACGGUUCACUAUAAGACCUCAAUGUGACACUAUGGUCAACAACAUGUGUGAGUCAUUCAAUAGUGUGCUACUUCAAACUCGGACCAAGCCCAUCAUAAGCAUGUUAGAGGAUAUCCGAGGGAAAUGGAGUGUCAGUGGAAUUCCAUGCUGUCACGCCCUAUGUGCAAUCAAAUUUUUGAACAUUAAUGCAGAAGAUUUCAUUCCAGAUUGCUUUAAAAAGUGUACUUAUGAACAAACAUAUGCAUCGAUUGUUUACCCUAUCAAUUGUGAACAAGUGUUGGAAGUAACUUCUUAUCUAGAUGUCAUGCCUCCAAAAAAACGUAUCUUGCCUGGAAGACCUAAGAAGAAGAGAAGAUUGGAGCCAUGGGAGUUAAAGAAAGAUGAUACUCAAAUGUCUAAUGGGGGGUUUCGUAAGAGGUGUAGUGUAUGCAGGGAACUUGGACACAACAGGAACUAUUGUCCUAUUCGACCACAGCAGACUAAAUCACAACCUGCACCACAAUCUGGCCCAACACCUAGUCCAUCACAACCUGGCCCAACUGGUGCUUCAUCACAAUCUGCACCACCACAAUCUGCUUCAUCACAAUCUGCUGCAUCACAAUCUGGGCCAGCAAAAGAUGCUCCACCACAAUCUGCUUCAUCAAAUUCUGCUCCAUCAAAAUCUGGGCCAGCAACAAUUGCUCCACCAAAAUCUGCUUCAUCACAUUCUGCUCCUCCACAUUCUGCUCCACCAAGCCAACAAACAACAGGGCCACCAAAUACGCGCCCAACAGGUGCAGUCCAACCAAUGAGGACCAAGCUAAAAGCUAGAAGGAGACGUGUUUGGAAGCCAUGA
Messenger RNA from Vigna unguiculata (cowpea), 1563 nucleotides. RefSeq lists its product as uncharacterized. NCBI's taxonomy places the organism in Eukaryota, Viridiplantae, Streptophyta, Magnoliopsida, Fabales, Fabaceae. The record is from RefSeq and is a predicted model, not a curated record. Gene Ontology annotation, molecular function: zinc ion binding.